UUCUCACCUUAGAGAGAAUCCGAAAUCGAACGCAGUGGUGGCAGGGGGUAAAACCGGUGUCGCCGCUUUCUCCGUGUAUAACCGGUAAGCUGAGCCGUGACCUGCGAAGCCAUGGCCGGGAAGGAAGAGAAGCGAGAACCAGACGAGCUAGCGGAGUCACUGAACUAUCUCUUCACCAAUCUGUCCACCAUGAUCAAAGGCGAACUCCAGGGGACAAACAAUCUACUGGAACUUUUGGAGAAGAUGAAUGUCAGAGUGGCAGAAGAGUACAAAGGCUUCGGAGACGUUGCUUCUGGGUUAAGGGUCUUUGUGGAGCAGCUUAAAUCCAAAAGUGGUAGCUUUGACGAGUAUGUGAAGCACAUUGAUGCAAUAGAGCAGCAAGUGACAGAAUUUGAAGCUGUAAUUUCGAUGCUCGAUGAAUACGUUUCUUCACUGGAAUCAAAAGUGCUACAUCUUUACCAAGCUCCCCCUUCGUGAGCAUCAUUUCUUGCCACUGAGAUCCAUCUCAACAUCUUGAUUCAUUUGUCUCUACUGUGUUGUAUAUUCUGCAAUGUUCAUAUAUGUGCAUGCCAUUCUAAUUCUAGUAUCCUUCCUGCUGUUUCUUCUUUUC
Diospyros lotus (date-plum) is the source of this 610-nucleotide messenger RNA. RefSeq names its product biogenesis of lysosome-related organelles complex 1 subunit 2. Lineage: Eukaryota; Viridiplantae; Streptophyta; Magnoliopsida; Ericales; Ebenaceae. The coding region runs from base 112 to 477 and encodes 121 amino acids. The transcript has 2 exons. The record is from RefSeq and is a predicted model, not a curated record.